This is a messenger RNA of Hirsutella rhossiliensis, 1500 nucleotides long. RefSeq names its product SPRY domain-containing protein. The transcript is spliced from 3 exons. The coding region runs from base 1 to 1500 and encodes 499 amino acids. NCBI's taxonomy places the organism in Eukaryota, Fungi, Ascomycota, Sordariomycetes, Hypocreales, Ophiocordycipitaceae. The record is from RefSeq and is a predicted model, not a curated record. Gene Ontology annotation, molecular function: protein binding.
AUGGCAGUCGUUGGGGCUCCCUCGUCCGCCUUCACCGGCAUCAUCAUCGGCCUCGUCUCCUCCUUCGGCUCCAUCAUCCUCAUAGCCCUCGUCGUCUUUAUCUUCUGGGCUUCGGGAUGUGCCGGCUCCGGGCGCAUUCUCCUCGACCGUCUGGGCCGCCCCGGCGAGUACGACGAUGAGCAGGCCUUUGCGAGGGACGAGGCCGAGGCCCUCGAGAACAUGGAUGACAUGUCGCGCACCGAGUAUCUCAGAGCAAAGGCCUUUGUCACUGCCAACCCCCCCGAGUCCGUGCAAACCGACAUAUCCCUUUCCCAGUACCUGGCCAUCCAGGAAAAGGGUGUCUCUGCCUGGGAGUUUGAGCCUGAGCUGGAAAUCGCCAAUUGCUUCGUCGAGGCCCGCACCGAAAUCGAGUUCUUCGACUCCGAGUGUACCGUCAUGAGCAAUCUGCCCGUUCCAAAGCAAAACGAUGUAUACUACUGGGAGGCCAAGAUUUACGAAAAGCCCGAAAACACCAUGCUUGCCAUUGGCAUGGCCACAAAACCCUAUCCGCUGUUCCGGCUGCCCGGAUACCACAAAUACUCCGUCGCAUACCACUCAAACGGCUCUCGCCACUACAACCAGCCUUUCAGCCGCACGCCGUACGGGCCGCAGCUGGUUCAGGGGGACGUCGUCGGCGUCGGCUACAGGCCCCGGACGGGUGCCAUCUUCUUCACGCGAAACGGCAAGAGGCUCGAGGAGGUGGUUCACGGACUCAAGGCGCCAAACUUCUUCCCCGCCAUCGGGGCCAACGGACCGGCGAUUGUGCACGUCAAUCUGGGCCAGUCGGGCUUCGUCUUCAUCGAGGCCAACGUCAAGAAAUGGGGCCUGGCGCCCGUCACGGGCAGCCUUGCGCCGCCGCCGCCGUACGGCUCCGAGCAGGGUAGCAUCCUGCUCGAGACGGGUACCAAGGACGGGGCCGCGCCGGGCCAGGCCCACUCGCAUCGCCAGUCGAUCAGCGGCUCGCCCUUUCACGCCCACCACGGCGGCUUCAACCUGAACGCGCAGCACGGGCGUUCGCGGAGCGGCAACUUCAGAGUGCUUCCUCCCACGAGCCCCGGCCCCAUCAGAAGCCCGACUGACAUCUCGCUCGCCCAGUUGGUGCCCAACGACGAGGUGGGCGAGGCCAGCGGCAGUGCUGCGGCAGAGCGGCGCCGCGACGAGGAACAUGACAGCAACCCCCUGCAUCUGCACCUCGAAGACGCGACAAACCCCCCGCCGGACUACGCGAGCCCGACCCAUUCGGCCGAGGAGGACAGCCCGAGGAGCAGCACCGAUAGCGAGGAGAAUGCGCCCCUCAUCAGGGUCAUGAACCGGAGCCGGGCCGAGUCAUCGGCCACGGUGAUUCCUGCCCCGCGGCGUCAAGGCCCGCCGCAUCCGCCCGUGCCCAGCUACAGCGACGCCGUGCGGGACGGCGCGGGCUCGCACAGGCCGAGGCACGACGCGCCGCGCGGGGACCUGUAG